This is a messenger RNA of Rhinichthys klamathensis goyatoka, 624 nucleotides long. RefSeq names its product prostaglandin D2 synthase a (gene ptgdsa). The record is from RefSeq and is a predicted model, not a curated record. The coding region runs from base 73 to 618 and encodes 181 amino acids. NCBI's taxonomy places the organism in Eukaryota, Metazoa, Chordata, Actinopteri, Cypriniformes, Leuciscidae. The transcript is spliced from 6 exons. Gene Ontology annotation, molecular function: small molecule binding.
GGGCGGAGCUAAUGUGGUUGGCACACUGAAUAGUCCACAAUCCCUGGCUGUGUUCCUCUCUACAACGUAACCAUGAAGAUCUCCUUGGUGACCAUUUUUUUGCUGAUGCUCCUGACAGGCAUCAACGCCAGAGUCCAGCCGCAGAAAAACUUUGACCUUCAGAGGUUUGCAGGGAAGUGGUAUCGGGUGGGUCUGGCCUAUGAUUCUCCAGGCUUCGUGCCGUACAGGAACAGACUCACCGUCUCUAUGGGCGUAGUGGAGCCGAAGGAGAAUGGGGACGUCAACAUGACCAUGUGGAGUCUGACGUCUUCCGGUUGUCAGCGUAAGGUCUACGUUUAUGAGAAGACGUCUGUGCCCGGCGUGUUUAACUACUACAGCACUCGUCAUCGAAGGGUGAAGGACGUUACUGUGGUGGAGACGAACUAUACUGAAUAUGCCCUGGUCCUCAAACACAAGAAGAUCAACAAGGAGUUCACACAAGUGUCUCUUUACGGUCGUACUAAGAGGUUGAGGGCGGAUGUGAUGGAGAAGUUCAGAGCGUACGCCACAGCUCGAGGAUUCUCCAAAGAGUCCAUCCUGACUCCACCAGCCGCCGGUAAAACAGAAGACUGUUCUUGAGGAGGU